Carassius auratus (goldfish) is the source of this 2272-nucleotide messenger RNA. RefSeq names its product ceramide-1-phosphate transfer protein-like. The transcript is spliced from 5 exons. Gene Ontology annotation, biological process: intermembrane lipid transfer; ceramide transport. The coding region runs from base 164 to 1144 and encodes 326 amino acids. Lineage: Eukaryota; Metazoa; Chordata; Actinopteri; Cypriniformes; Cyprinidae. Gene Ontology annotation, cellular component: membrane; cytosol; cytoplasm. The record is from RefSeq and is a predicted model, not a curated record. Gene Ontology annotation, molecular function: ceramide 1-phosphate binding; ceramide 1-phosphate transfer activity.
UUCAAAGCGAGUCCCGCCUUCUAAAUGUUUGCCGUGAUGAACACAUCCUUCAGGUGAUGUAAGCUAUGCAGGCUCAGAAGUACGGCUCCUAAAGCAGAAGAAAGGUAUUGAGCACAGUGGUGUAGAGAUGUUCAGGAGAGAGCGCGGGAGCACAUAGACUGAGAUGGACAGCAGGCCCCCCCGAAGAGGACGGUGGAUCAUUAUGGGAGUCAAAUGCAGGGCUUGUGUAGCCAUUGUAUUCAUCCUCCUUUUGCUUGGCUCCAUGUGGCUACACGGGAACCUGGAGGACCACUGGAAUUCUUGCCCAAAGGUUUCUAGUGUAAAAAAUAAGGGUCUGUCUUUGAUUAGAGUUAAUAGUUCGGAUGAUGAUGUGGCUCCAUUGAGGGUGUGUCCUGGCAACAGCUUUCAAGUUGCUAAUUUGCUGGCUCACCUGCAGGCAGCACCACUCUCAACCAAUGAUGUGCUUCUAAAACCAUACUUGGCAAGCUGGGAUGAGCUAAUCAAGUUUUUGGAAGCCCUGGGGCCAAUGGUGGGUUUAAUUUCACAAGAAAUUGAAUCGAAAACCGCCAUCAUUCGUGACCUGACCCAAAAUGCGGAGAAAGAGGCAGAGAAGAAAAUGAAAGACAGAAAAAGAAUGCCUGAGCAAAGUGACCGAGUCUUAAUGAAAUCUCAUAACGGAUCUCUGAACUACUCUAAAAUGAAUCACAGACUCUCAUUUGGUUAUACUUCUGUUCGGUCUAUGAUUAAAUGGGAGCUGGAAAACGGUUUGGUGGACUUCCACAAGCAGACGAACUCUGGCUGCAGGACUCUGUUACGCUUGCAUCGUGCUCUGCUCUGGCUGCAAAACUUCCUGCAGGAACUGGGGAAGGAUGCAAGCGAAGGGGAGCAUCUACGAAGUCCUUCUGACCUCUGCAAAGAAACUUAUCAGCGCACACUGGCCCACCAUCACACCUGGUGGGUUAGGAAAGGAGCGGAACUGGCCUUUCUUGCCAUGCCUGAACGACCUUAUUUCUACCAGUUGGUGUGUGUGGAAACGCAGUCAGAAGCUGCUGUGGUGCUAAACAGGGUAGUGAGAGCGAUAGGAGAAGUGUACGAGAGAAAUGAAGUCGCUCUACAGGAGCACGGCAUGCUGGACCUACCCUGAGUGUAGAAAGAAGGAGAAAAAAUGACAGGAAAUAUGAGUGGGACCAACCUGAAGAACAAGGCACUAAAUUAUAAGACUGGAGUUUGAACCCUUAUGAAGAAAGAAUAAAGACACUGCUGGAUGAAUACAAGGCUUAUUUAUUCAUACUGAUGUACUCAAAUUAAGUAAAAUUUUCUUAAAGAGAUAGUGACCUCUUUCUUGAAUUUAUAAGUGACCAAAUUCAUGAGUUCAUUUGGAAAUUUUUUUUAUAACAAAAUCCCACUAUCAAAAAUGUAACAGGUUUGUUGUUAAAACAACUAAAUAUGCUGUAUAUUGUUGGUGCUUGUCAUCUUUUUUUUCCUGAUAUUGUAAAAAGCCAUACAUUGAUUCUUGUGAAAAUAUUUGCGGUUUUCAGUAGAUUUGCACAAUAAUGCAACUGUUUGAUUGUGAAAGAUGCAGCAGUGCAGGCUCAGCAAAAGGGACAGACUCGUCCGAAGUCCUGUUUCAACAGAAGAACGUUUUUACAAUCCAUAUGCUUAUCAGAAGCAGUUUUAUAACAGUGUGACUGAUACCUAAUGAUUGCUCAGGGGAUAUUCUCUCGGAGGCACACACAUCCAUUUGGGCAUGACAAACUGGAUAGCAAUGUGUUUACAGAACUCCUACAGAAACCACUCAAGGGGACUAAAAGUUGCCCUAAAUGAAGAGCACAGAGGGGUAUUAUACUGUAUUAUACUGUAAUUUGAAAUAAUUUUGAACAGUACAUUUGAAAACGUACUGAAAUGUAUUGUCUACAACCUUAAUAAUAACAAUUUUAAAAUAGUUAUUUUUAAUUAUACUACCAUAAACUACACAAACAGAUGCAAACAUUACACGUACCUCAUAUUCUGUCACAUAUGCAUAUUAUUCUAGGAAACUAAAGCUAAUGGAAACAAAGUUCUCAAAUCAAGUCACCCUCAAUUGAAAUGGUGAAAGGGCACCAUAGUGUUAGAGAAACUGGAGAAACCUAAACCUUUUUACCUUGAAAACUGAUUUCUGGAAAUGAUAAUGCAGUUUGUAUUGAAGAGAUUUUGGUAAUGGUUUAUUUCAAUACAUCAGAUUUAUGAACACAUAAGGUGUUUAUACAGUAUAAUUAAACUUUAGUCAAUAUAA